UACAUUUUGCAUGGUUUUAAUAAAUAGAAGGCACGCAAAUUUAUUUUUCUGCGCUCUACUGUUGAACGAUACUGUUUGCAACUUCCAUUUCUUUGAAAAAGCAAAUAUUCUUAUUCAUAAAAAGGAUGAUUGAAUUUAAGAUUUCCGCACCGGGUAGAAUUUUCUUAAGCGGAGAGUAUGCGGCGAAAUAUGGAAAAAACUUUGUGAUGACCAAUUUAAAUCAUCGUACUACGCUUAAAUUCGCCGAAUUAAUUAAAUAUAAAUUAUUAAGAGACAUUUGUAAGAUAGAAUUCCCUGAUGUUGGUUUAUCAUUGAAUUUACCUUUGGAAUUAGUUAAAAAUUUCCUCCAUAGUUAUGAUAUUCUUGGCACGAAUAGUGUCCGCUUGUUUAAAUAUGUGCAAUACUUUAUUACCGUCAACGGUAUGUGGAGUACAUAUGAGCAAAGAUUUAGUUUACAAAUGUUUUUUUACUCGCUUUUUUUUAUCGUUCAUCGAGAGCAACUCGAUAUAAGACCUUUUUGCGUACACGUGAAGACGAAAAUACCGAUGCACGCUGGUCUUGGCAGCACGGCAUCGUUCGCGGUAUGUGUCGCGGCAUGCUUUCUACAUUGGUCGCGUCUACAGAGAGGUGAUCAUAAUGAAUUUAGUUUUGAUGAAUUAGUACUGAUUGGGACAUCUGCCAUGCAAUGCAGGAAACCUAUAUGUAACGCUAUGUAUCUGACGGACAUUGCUGUAUGUUUAAACAGUAACAUGGCUAUAAGAUGUCAAUUGCUUAAUUGCUACUUAGCUUACAAUAGAUGCUCUUUAUUAACGCCAGAAAAGAGAAUUCUUUUGAUCGAUUCGACUGUUGCCCAGAAUAAGUACCAACAAAUAGAGUAUGUGGCACAAUUAAAAACGUUUUUAUCCCGAGAUUGUUCGAUCGCCAUUUGA
Messenger RNA from Camponotus floridanus (Florida carpenter ant), 929 nucleotides. RefSeq names its product mevalonate kinase. The record is from RefSeq and is a predicted model, not a curated record. The coding region runs from base 126 to 929 and encodes 267 amino acids. The transcript has a single exon. Gene Ontology annotation, cellular component: cytoplasm. Gene Ontology annotation, biological process: cholesterol biosynthetic process; isoprenoid biosynthetic process. Gene Ontology annotation, molecular function: ATP binding; mevalonate kinase activity. NCBI's taxonomy places the organism in Eukaryota, Metazoa, Arthropoda, Insecta, Hymenoptera, Formicidae.